This is a messenger RNA of Iphiclides podalirius (scarce swallowtail), 687 nucleotides long. The record is from the annotation of a GenBank genome assembly. Lineage: Eukaryota; Metazoa; Arthropoda; Insecta; Lepidoptera; Papilionidae.
AUGCCACUAAAGAGUUCAGCUGAAGUAUUAUUUCUGGUAUUGAAAUGUGAGGGUUGUCAAGGCGGCUCCCUUAAGCGUGAGCCGCAUGCGAGUGCGGUCGUCUGCUACGCAAAAACCGCCACUAGCUUCCGACGGUCAAACGUCAGUUUUGCUUGCACGUCGGGUGUGCGGCGCGGGGCGAGGCAAAGUGGACCGUGUAUGUUGGUACCGAAGGGCGGUUUUCGCCUGCUAGCAGCGGUCGCCGUCGGGCGGCGUAGUCAGGCGAGGCAAAGUGGGCCGUGUGUUUUGGUACCGAGCGGCGGCUUUCGCCUGCUAGCAGCGGUCGCAGCCGGGCAGCGUGGUCUGGCGAGGCAAAGUAGACCGUGUGUGUUGGUGCCGAGGGGCGGUUUUCGCCUGCUAGCAGCGGUCGCCGUCGGGCGGCGUAGUCAGGCGAGGCAAAGUAGACCGUGUGUGUUGGUGCCGAGGGGCGGUUUUCGCCUGCUAGCAGCGGUCGCCGUCGGGCGGCGUAGUCAGGCGAGGCAAAGUAGACCGUGUGUGUUGGUGCCGAGGGGGGCCGUCGGGCGGCGUGGUCUGGCGAGGCAAAGUAGACCGUGUGUGUUUGUGCCGAGGGGCGGUUUUCGCCUGCUAGCAGCGGUCGCCGUCGGGCGGCGUAGUCAGGCGAGGCAAAGUAGACCGUGCGAGGCAAAG